AUGGAUCUUGACGUCCUCUGCACAAUUUGCGGCUCUUCCGACGCUCGCCGAUGCGCCUGCUGCCAUUCCGCCGCCUACUGCUCUCUUGAAUGUCAGCAAACUGACUGGCGCACCCAUCGCCUUCUCUGCCGCAAGUUUUCGGAGCAUGCCCAAGGCAACUUCACCAAUCGGCCUUCUCCAACCCAUCACCUUGCCGUUUUCUUCCCCAUGGACAAGACGCGGCCUUCCCUUGUCUGGGUAGAUACCAAGAAGGACAAGUACGAGGCCAAGCCCUACUUCCACCCAGUCCUGGACCAACUCCUGCAUAUUCCCGGAAACGAUAAUUACAUCGGCCGUGGCCUACGGCAGGUAAGAGGCAACAUCCUUCGUGGAAGGCCUAGUAAUCAGGAUACCAUCCACCUAUGGUUCCUAGACCCGGACGUGCCACCCCGCAACAUCAAAACCAAUCAGGCAAUCCACGGUACAAUCCCAACCCUAAUUGGUGAUACGUGGGGCGAGUUCAUCUGGAAGGGCCCAGUCGUUGCGGUCAUGAGGAAGGGGGCCGACUUUGAACCACGCCACUCCACCGACAUCACCCUCACUGCCUACCGUGAUGCCAUCGACUACCUGGGCUAUUACAUGGACACGAUCGGAAGCAUGAUCGAACCUGGUGGUCAAGACGACCAUUUCUCCAAGCGCGUGCUAGCCCAAAGAACCUCAAAAGUUAUUGGUGUCCGCAUCAACUGCCUCCGCGACCAGAUCGACCGACAGGAGCCACAGAUGGUGGAAGUGGCUGUGCCCAAGACGCACCCCCUGUUCAACCUAGAGGGCGAUGACCCGUGUGAUAUUCCCUCGCUCUUCGGCCUGGACCUCGUUGCAAAGUCGUAUAGCAGCAAUCAAUCCAGCGACGGCGGGAAUGACAACGACGACGAUGACGAUGGCCUACAGAAUCCCUUAGCCCAGCUCUUAUUGAUUUCAACUUCUAUCAAGGACGGGAAAUGGGUUUAUUUACCUGAUUACCGGCGCCAUUUGUGCCGUGGUAGUGUCCUUUUCGUCUGCCGUUCGAAACGGGAUAUAAAGAUGGAAGAUAUUCACACGUUUUGUAACCUCAUUGAGAAAAUUGGUGUGCCCUUUGUCUUGAAAGAGAAUCCAUCCGAUUCUGGUGCAAGAAAGAGGCUGCUGAACCAGCUUGAAGAGGAAGGAGUCCGUCGUAGACUGAGUUACGUACCCUAUACCUAA
Fusarium poae is the source of this 1218-nucleotide messenger RNA. RefSeq lists its product as uncharacterized. The transcript has a single exon. Bases 1 to 1218 code for a protein of 405 amino acids. The record is from RefSeq and is a predicted model, not a curated record. Lineage: Eukaryota; Fungi; Ascomycota; Sordariomycetes; Hypocreales; Nectriaceae.